Molecule: messenger RNA, 6416 nt
Organism: Protopterus annectens (West African lungfish)
Lineage: Eukaryota; Metazoa; Chordata; Ceratodontiformes; Protopteridae
Gene: SLC16A13
Product: solute carrier family 16 member 13
Exons: 9
Coding region: 757-2130 (457 amino acids)
Biological process (GO): monocarboxylic acid transport; transmembrane transport
Molecular function (GO): monocarboxylic acid transmembrane transporter activity
Source: RefSeq, a predicted model, not a curated record
UCCAUAGCAACGGCAGCAGCACAGUCACAGCAGAAAGGCAAAGCAUUCUGGUAGAGUACCCUGCUGCUAGGCUGCAGCCAGUGAAUUUGUUUUAUUCUGUGUCUAGACAGGAAAUGCAUUAUAUCUGGAUUAUUAGAAUAGAUGGAGUGUAAUUACCUGAAAAUUUAAACCUGUAAGGCACGUGUCACAGAUGCAGACAUUCUACUUAGCUAACAGGGAAACAGUACGUAGACCGUGUAUAAUCCAACUGCUUGAACACCUUGAGAUCAGUCUACUCUCAGCCCUCCCACCUGCAGACUACGUCUGCAGCUCAGCUGACACAGAAGGAGUUCCCUCACACUGCACAGGAACAUUUUGUCUGUUGGGGGAGGUGCUUAUUUUGUGUAACUGGGAAACAAAAUGAAGCAGUCUUAUGUGACCAGUCAAACAGCAGGUGGGACAGCGUCUGCUUUGGAACAGCUGUGAAAAGCACCUGAACUGCAGAGCAGAGGUAGGAAACAACUUUGUGGUCCAAACUCAUCAGUGAGGACUUGACACAGGGGAGGGUGCAAAACUCUACCAUGUUGAUACUGAUGUUGAAUGUCGUUUUAUUAAAGAAGCAAGUUUACCCUCUACUGCUCGAGUGCCCAUUGUCAGUCGGCUGUUUACGACACAGCCUGGCAAAAGUUAUACAAGGAACAAGGAGUGAAUGUGUCUCCUCGAUCUAAAAAGAAGAGCAAGCAAGCUGAUGACAACAUGAAAGCAUUGUAACUCUGGAUGGAUAUGAUGGCUUCCCCUCAGUACAGCAAGGUUCCUGAUGGAGGAUGGGGCUGGAUGGUGGUUUUUGCUGCGUUCUUGCAGUCAGCACUAGUAUUUGGAGUAAUACGUUCCUUUGGAGUCUUCUUUGUGCAGUUUGUGACAUAUUUUAAUGAGCUGUCCAGUAGUGUGUCCUGGAUUACAUCAGUCGGAGUUGCUGUACAACAGUUUGGGAGUCCACUAGCUGGUGCUUUAAGUAAUCAGUAUGGAGCACGUUCAGUUGCAAUGCUGGGUGGUUUUCUGACAAGUCUUGGGAUGCUGCUUGCUUUCUUUGCCACCUCACUGAUGCAUCUUUAUUUGACUAUUGGAUUGUUAUCAGGUUUAGGCUGGGCCUUGGUUUUCACUCCCACAAUUGCCACAGUGACACGUUACUUUAAGAAGAGAAGGACGUUGGCUGUAGGAUUGGCUUUCACUGGGGUGGGCCUUUCCUCAUUUGCCUUUUCACCAUUGUUCCAAUACUUUGUCGACGAAUAUGGCUGGCGAGGUGCACUUCUCAUUCUGUCAGGCAUGACCGCCAAUCUAAUCGUCUGUGGAUCACUGUUACGACCUAUUGCCUUAAAAGAAGACACUGAUACAGUUAAAGCAGAGGAUUCAAAGAGUAAGGCUUGUCUACAGAAAGUCAGUAUGCUGUUGGACCUGACACUUUUUUAUCAUUGCCCUUUCAUGAGACUUGCACUGGCCAUCACCUUAAUAAAUACUGGUUAUUUUGUACCAUAUGUGCACUUUGUGGCUUUUGCGAGGGAAACAGGCUUUGAUGAAUACCAGGCUGCCUUCCUCAUGUCUGUUGCUGCCAUCACAGACUUAAUUGGUCGUCUCUUUUCUGGUUGGAUGUCAGACCUUGGAAAGCUCCGCCUAGUUCAUGUCCUUUUUCUAUGGACCUUAUUGACGAGUGUCAGCAUUGCUGCUAUUCCACUGGGUACCAGUUAUCCAUUGUUGGUGAUCAUCAGCACUUGUUAUGGGUUUUUCUCUGGGGCAAUGACACCUGUUGUUUUUUCACUCAUUCCUGAAAUUGUGGGUAUCCAAAGGAUUUUUGGGGGACUAGGACUGUUACAAAUGAUAGAGAGUAUUGGCGGAUUACUUGGAGCACCCCUUUCAGGUUGGCUCCGAGACAUUACUGGUAAUUAUACAGCCUCAUUCCUGGUUGCUGGUGGAUUUCUCUUUCUUGGGAGUCUUGUUUUAUGCACACUGCCAAAUUUCUUUUCCUGUUAUUCUACCUCAGCUUCUAAUGGCCAAUCAGAUGACAGCAAAAGAGAUGAAGCCAAACAGCUGACCAAACAGGAGGCCGAGUCUCACUGCAAUACACAUAUAGAGGACAUACCUGUCAAAAGUGUCUAGAUGUCAAGAAGCUGAGUUCAGUGAUCACAUUUUCCACUGAGCAAAAUGGUCAUCAAAAGCAUAAGAUAUGGUAUUAAAGCUGGAAGUGAUGUUUUUUGACCUUACUCCCUCACUUGAUGUUAAACAAAUAUUUUUGUACAUCUUCCCUUUGGGAAAAUAAAACACCUAUAUCUUCAAACAGUACAAACCUUUGGCUCAGGAUGUGGGUGUGCGUGGCCAAUAGUACAAUAUCGAGUAGAGAAUUCAGAUUGUUAAUUUUUGUGAAGGUGUUCUCUCCUGGGCUAUUACAGCCAAAUUCCUUAGCUCCUCAAGACAUAACUCUGAGCUACAUAACAGGAAUAAAAAAAAAAAUCACCAUUACCUGCUGAAUGCCAUGCUUUUUUCUGGCCAUCCUACUUUUCCAUUUGUUCUCCCAAUGAGAGAGCCACUGCCCAUCCAUUCCUGUGGUGAUAAUCAGAUGAACCAGGACUGAGGAUGUCAUAUAUGUAGGGAUGCAGUUUUUUUCACUACAGCUGCUAACUUUAGUAGCAUAAAUGUGUAGUUACUGGUGAUGGUUAGUUACUGAUGGUAGGGGAAGGUAUUCUUGAGCAAAUGAAAAGUGACAUGUCAGAAAUUGUGAAAAAACAGUAUUGGUGCAUUCUUAGGACAAGCACAAAUGGAGUAAUAGUUCUGGUCUUGACUACACUAAUGAUGACCGAAGUUCAUCUAGCAAGCCCCCAGUCCAUGGUGACAAUGGGGGUAGUAGGAAAGAAUACUCAAGUCCGGUUCACCAGCCUUGGUGGGUAAUAAGAUAGAAUCUGGGAGCCUGGAAGAAACACAUGGUAGAGAUCAAGGUUCACCCUCCCCAAGAAGUGUCUACCUGAAACUUAGCAGUGCAAGACAGGCAGCAAGGGCAAUAGUGGGAACACAGCCAUGUUACGGGUAAGAACCUGAACUGUGAGCAUUUCACAUCAGGGUUUAAAUUCACCCAAGGCAGGCAACAGAUAGGUCCAAACCUCUUCCCUCUCCUGCAUCCAUAAGACCCUCAAGUUCUUCUCAGCAAGGAGAAACUGUAUGGAGUUUGGACUUUGACUUUAUAUAAACUGUCAAGCACUAUCUCAUCAGCUAAGAAUAAUUUAGGAUUUCCUUUGCCAUUUUAAAUGUGAUUUAAUGCAAUUAUUAAUAUUAUUAAAUCAGUGAGAAAUAAAACAAUUAAAAGACAGGAAAAAAGUAAUUAUAGGGAAUUACAAUGGCUUAAGAAGUCCUGUUUCUGUGAAGUAUGUGGACAAAGUUAGAUAAAUGUUUUUUGUUUGUAGUUUUUCCAGCUCCAUCCCUGCUCCUAGAAGCAUCUCUGAAGCUUAAAAGUGAGCUGCCUCAUAACCUUUCAGUUUCCCACUUACAGAAGGGCUUACUACUAGUUGUUUAUUCUGCAGUAUAAAGUGUUGUCACAGGAUUCACACCAUGUUUUUCAAAGCUACACCUCUUGGGUUUUUGUAAAUGUUGAUAACUUGUACAGUGGUUUAGCAGACUCCCAGUAUACUUUUUGCUCCUGUUAUCAGUGCCUCCCAGCCUCCAGGAUGUAAGCACCAUCCCCUUCACUGAUGGAAGGCAGGAGCUUUUGGGACACUGAGAUUAUCUCAGACCCCUGCAGCCUGCAAUUUAUUUCUGGUUUAGUGCAUACAGAAAACAAACAAUAGUAUCAAAGCAGGAUGCUAGGCUGACAGAUCUAGAGCAUUUUUAAGCAUAGCCAUUCAUGACCCAAAUUUCCCAAAUGUCAAUGCCCAUGGUCUAGAAUGGCUUUGGUAUAUACCUGUGACUUAUGACAUCAGCAAACUGCCCCUGUCCAUAACGGCCACAGGCAACAAGCCGGGGCGAAUUUACAAUUUCCCAUCCACUGGCCCAAACUGAGUUUUAACAGGCUUAGGGAAGAGCUCUGUUCCAUAUGAAUGGGGAGUCUGUUCCAGAGAAGGGGUUAUCUCUGAGACACAUACCUGUCCCUUCAAUAUGUUUUGUUUAUGACUCAGAUGAGGUUUAGAUCAUUAAAUUGGUUAAUUUCAGUGCUGUUUGUUUUGUGAAUAUGUAGCAGAUCCAUUAAAGCUGGAUUGGAGAAUGGCUUGUAGGUUAGGCAUAGAUCACCCCUCAGAAGUCUGUAGGAGACUGAAUACAGGGGAAGGACUUUGAGGCAGUCUGCAUAGGAUGUAUUAUUUACAUCCUGUAUUCUUUUUGUGAGGAACUUCUGUGGCUGCUACAGUUGCUGUAAAUGCCUGCACAGAUACAUGCCAAAGGGUGGACUGUACUUGAUUAUGGGUCUAACGAGGUCUGAGUAUAGUGGAACUAUGAUCUCCUUAGGUCUGGAUGAAGUGCCCUUACUUAUUAGUUGCAUCACAUGGACUCAUAGUGAUCAAAGUUCAGGUUACCAUCAAACUGAAUUCCCAAACCUCUAACCACUGGUUCUGCUCUUAGGGGAGUGAUUUCAAUGCUGUAAUUUGCAGGGGUGGUUGUCUUCUCAAAGGGUAUAAUUAUACAUUUUUUUGCAUUGAGUUUUAGGCCAUGGCUCUGGCACCAGUUAUUUGUCUGUGUUAGACCUUCCUGGAGGAUAUGUAUGGGGAUUCAGUGAUUACGUCCAGCUUCCAGUCAUCAGCAAAUUUGGUCAGCCAAAGGCCCUUUAUAUUUGUCUUGACUUCAGAGAAGUAUAUUCCAAACAGAAGAGAUCCCAGUACAGAGCUCUGUGGUACACCAGUAAUAACAGGCCCAUUGGUAGAGGCCCUUGUAAUUUCUUGUGUCCUAUUUGUGAGCCAUUUGGCUAUCCAUCAGUUGACCCAGGAAUUUAUGCCUAAAUUUGUGAGUUAGUCUAUAGCACCUGAGUGAGGUAUGGUGUCAAAUGCUUUUGCCAGGUCAAGGUAGGCAGUACCAUUUUGCCCUCAUCCUCUGUAGUGGCUGUAGUGACCUUCUCAAAGAAGUCCACCAAGUUUAGUAGACAUGACCUGACCUUGACGAAACUGAACUGUGAUGGUGCCAGUGUUUGAAGAUUUCUUAUGUUUUUGCUUAUCAAGAAAAUAAUUCUUUCCAUGGCAUUGCAUGUAAGAUGAGUCUAACUUAUGAGUCUGUAGUCCUCUGUGUCCAUUGAUGGUCUACCUUUGUGUGGAGGGAUGACAGUUGCAUUCUCCAUUCUCUAGAUAUGAAGCUUGUCUGGAGGCUGUGGUUGAAUAGAGAUUAUAGUGGGUCCUACCAGUCAUGUUUCAAGUUAUUUAGGAGGCAUAUUGGGAUAUUAUCAGGGCACACUGAUGGAGUGCUUUUAGCUCUGGAGAGUGCAGUGAGGACGUGUCCUUUAGUGAUCAUUGGGGGAGAAAUGGUAGAGUGCAUUUUUUUUGGAAGGGGGUGACUAGGGAUGAUAGGCUGGUGGAACUGGAGCUAAAUUUAUUGGCAAGCAAAUUUGCUAUAUUCCCUGGUUUGGUAUAGGAAGUGAAGUUCUGUUUAUUAUUAGUUCAGUGCACUGUUGGGUGUUCCCUUUAUGGUUGCAUACAAAACUGAAAAAAUGCAAAUGGUCAUCAGGCAUUUCAUACACUUAGUGCCCAUAUUUGACAUCAGUUUAUCCACAUGGCAAUAUUUCUUACUCCCUGUCCCAUGCUGAAUGAAGGCCACAUCUGGGAUGUUUCUUCCUCUUCUGCAGAGUUAAGGCUCUGAGUUUACUACCAAAUACAGGACACUACUGUUGUGCCUGAUGGUCAUGCCAAGCAACAACAAGGCAGUAUUUAUGGUACUGAUAUGAUCCCUUCUAUGUCUGAGGCUACUCUGUAAUGGAGGGAUCCUGUUAACCAUGUCCUACUGUACACAAGUAAGGAAGUAAAGUACAAUGCCAUAUUCUAGGGGUCCUUAUGGCCCCUUUAAAUCUGAAUUUAAAUGAAUUCAUGAAGACGUAAGCCUUACAACACAGUGUGAACUUAGAAGAGUCUGGUGUUCUUUCCUAUUUUAUGUGAUGUAUAGUGUUUCUCCUAUAACUGUGCAACCAAAUAUCUGUUAUCUGAAAGCAAUCUAAUAUAUAAACCGAAGUGUGACAAAAUGAGUAAUUAAUUUAAAUCUGAAUGUGGAUACCUGACUGUAUAUUGUUAUUUUUAUGUACAUGGUGAAGUAGUGUUUAGUCAUCUGAAGAUUUUUAUCACUUAUUGAUGACAUUUUAUAAUAUGAUUUCAAGUGUUAUAUUUAUAUAUAGACAUUUUGUAUACCCUUGGAUUUCACAGGAAUUUAGAAGGAGUAUGCCCUCAGGUAAUUAUGUUGGUUAAAUAAAGUAUGUUUCUAAAAACUGUGUA